GAUAUUGAAUGAUUACUCUUGCCUUUAAAUAAGUGAGUGUGUAAUUACAUACUUGCACGUCUCGACCGCAUAACGAAGAAUGCACCCAUGCUGAGUUUGUCCCGUGCAAGACUGCGUAAAUCCAUUUGAGGCGUAUUUUGGAGUGUGCCAGCAAAUUAUCGCAACCUGUUAGCCUGCAGGCAGCGACGGAUGCUGCCUUACCGGGAAAAUGCGUUUGCGUGGAACGCCGUGGAGGUCUUGGUUAACGGCCUGCUACAGCACGGCCACGUUAUCAACGUGGUGGAGGGCGGCCUGAUCAUCGAUUUCGGAUGCGCCACGCAGCGCUCGGAGUUCGUCGCCUACGGACCCAUUAUCCUCAGCCAUCACGAAACGCGGGAAAAACAGGACGUCGUACAGGCCCUGUGGCGGCAGCGUGCGGACGCGGCGUGGAUCUGGUACCCUGGAAAAGCCAUCGACUGGAAUGAAUUCUAUUACGGCGAGGCUGAGUAUGUGGAAGUGGAGCUCCCGCACGGCACCGUCACCGAGCUGGUUCCCUGGCAACAGGUGCGCCCAGUGCUGACGGACGAGGAUUAUGAGGAGCGUCGGGUCAAGCCAAAUGACUUUGUUAUCCGCUCUUGCCCGCUGCCCGCGGACUACUGGCAGGAUGCGACAGCGCUGCUCGCCGGGAUCCUGAAGUACGAACUGAGCUGGCGCUUCAAGGUCCUGUUAACGGUCGUGCUCAGUCAAAGACUGUUGUAUCUGCAGUGGCAGUAUGCAUCCCCGUUGACAUCUGAGCAACUGCAAGAAAGGUGCGACGUGGCGAAGAAAAAGCAGGCGCAUGGUUGCCCAUCCGACUUACUGCGCUGGAUACAUCGUCACGGUCCGCUUGACACAGCUAGUAGAAAGCGUAAGAUUUCCAACGAACGCCGCGCAAGUCUGCCGUUGGCGGCUGAGCUGCUGCAGCAGGUCUUCCAGGCACUGGACUCCAUUGGACGGAUCCGCUGUCGGCGUGUCUGUCACGCAUGGGACCGCCUCCUCUUCACCGACACUUACUUCCCAGAUGUGCGUGUCACCGGUGGCGAGGCCGCGUAUGGUGAUGUGGAUUUCUCCGAGGACGGUGUGUACUGGGUGCUGGCCUGCUUGUUCAAGUGCCUCACCAGCGCCACCACGAUGGUGGUGGUCAGCAACUUAAAAUCAUGCGACUGCUGGCACGUGGCCGGGCCGAUUAAUCGCGUAUUCAGUGCCCAGCACAAAAUCCCCACUGUGGUGUUCCAUGGGUGUUAUCUGGGGGAGGCUGAUGAUCGCAUGCAAGAAGCCAUCGAACGGUUGGCGUCAUUGGCUGGGGACUGUCGGUGUGAGAGAAUGGUGUGGAAGAAGUGCGGCAUCUCGUACAGCAAGCAGCACAUAACUGUCACGCAGCAGGCCUUCAACAUCCGGUCGCAGGAGGACACUGAGAUGCAGCUGUGGGAGCACUUGGAGGGCAAUCUGGAGGUCGAAGAGCCACUGGAUUUGCAGGCUGUAUCCGCAUGGAUCACGGACUGCUGGGCUCAGCAGCGACACGAUGAAAUUGAAGAGGUGGUGAAGGUGUUGAACCAGAUUCAGAGUGUGGAUCCCCGACCGAUCUCGCAGUACCGCGGUGUGGAGUGGACGGUGUCCAACGUCUCCGAUCUGGAUGUUAGCAAACUGACUUCGCUGACUGCCAGGCUCUUGGUACAGUGCAUGCGGCUAGCAGCUGUGUGGCGGGCAAAGGAUAAAGAUCCGGAUAGUUGGUGAUCCAAACUGCUGUAGUGUGUACUGCCAUACACCCUUUUAACAAUUCAAUUGCACAGUCGAAUCUACACUGAAACCGAUAGUUUGCACUGUUCAGUGUUCAAUGUUGACUCUUAUCACAAAUAUGUACAACACGAGCGAUUCCUAAUUACCUGAGCACUGAUAAAUUACAGAAACGUGCGAGAAU
This is a messenger RNA of Paramacrobiotus metropolitanus, 1936 nucleotides long. RefSeq lists its product as uncharacterized. Bases 190 to 1752 code for a protein of 520 amino acids. NCBI's taxonomy places the organism in Eukaryota, Metazoa, Tardigrada, Eutardigrada, Parachela, Macrobiotidae. The transcript is spliced from 3 exons. Gene Ontology annotation, molecular function: protein binding. The record is from RefSeq and is a predicted model, not a curated record.